Molecule: messenger RNA, 2972 nt
Organism: Nematolebias whitei (Rio pearlfish)
Lineage: Eukaryota; Metazoa; Chordata; Actinopteri; Cyprinodontiformes; Rivulidae
Gene: trim37
Product: tripartite motif containing 37
Exons: 21
Coding region: 203-2662 (819 amino acids)
Biological process (GO): negative regulation of centriole replication; protein autoubiquitination
Cellular component (GO): aggresome; peroxisome
Molecular function (GO): tumor necrosis factor receptor binding; ubiquitin protein ligase activity; ubiquitin protein ligase binding
Source: RefSeq, a predicted model, not a curated record
AGCUCCGCUGCAGCUCAGAGAGCUGGUGAACUGUCGCUGGGCAGAGGAGGUCACCCAGCAGCUGGACACCCUGCAGCUCUGCAGCCUCACCAAACACGAGGACAAUGACAAGGACAAAUGUGAAAACCACCAUGAGAAGCUGAGCGUGUUCUGUUGGACUUGUAAGAAAUGCAUCUGCCACCAGUGUGCCCUCUGGGGAGGCAUGCAUGGAGGUCACACCUUUAAACCUCUGGUGGAGAUUUAUGAGCAGCACGUGACCAAAGUGAAGGAGGAGGUGGGCAAGUUGCGCCGCCGCCUCAUGGAGCUCAUCAGUCUGGUUCAGGAAGUGGAGAGAAACGUGGAGGCCGUGAGGGGAGCGAAGGACGAACGGGUCCGAGAGAUCCGAAACGCCGUGGAGAUGAUGAUCGCCCGUCUGGACAACCAGCUUAAGAACAAGCUCAUCACUCUGAUGGGCCAGAAGACGUCCUUGACCCAGGAGACGGAGCUGCUGGAGUCUCUGCUGCAGGAAGUGGAGCAUCAGCUUCACUCGUGCAGUAAGAGUGAGCUGAUCUCCAAGAGCCCGGAGAUCCUGCUCAUGUUCCAGCAGGUCCACAGGAAGCCCAUGCAGUCCUUCGUCACCACGCCAGUCCCCCCUGACUUCACCAGUGAGCUGGUUCCUGCCUACGACUCCAGUACUUUUGUUUUGGUCAAUUUCAGCACCCUGAGGCAGCGAGCUGACCCAGUCUACAGCCCUCCCCUGCAGAUCUCCGGCCUCUGCUGGAGACUCAAAGUCUACCCGGACGGUAACGGCGUCGUCCGUGGAAAUUAUCUGUCCGUGUUCCUGGAACUGUCCGCUGGACUUCCGGAAACGUCAAAGUAUGAGUACCGUGUUGAGAUGGUCCAUCAGGCCUCCAGUGACCCGACCAAGAACAUCAUCCGGGAGUUUGCUUCUGACUUUGAGGUUGGUGAAUGUUGGGGCUACAACCGGUUCUUCAGAUUGGACCUGCUGGCCAGCGAAGGCUACCUGAACAUGCAGACGGACACGUUGGUUCUUCGCUACCAGGUCCGCUCGCCUACGUUCUUCCAGAAGUGCAGAGAUCAGUACUGGUACAUCAGCCAGCUGGAGUCGGCUCAGGGCGGCUACAUCCAGCAGAUCAACAACCUCAAAGAAAGGCUGGCCAUUGAGUUGUUUCGCCGCCAGACGUCACGCAGCUCCUCGCCCCCCGACCUCAGGCCGGCUACAGGCACCACGGUGUCUGACCGGGACCCUCGCUCAGUGAAGAGCGACGACGACGCCCUGACAACUUUGAGCAACUCUAAGAAAGGCGAAGAGGACGAGAGGACUCCGCACGACGACUCAAAUGAACUGUCGGACGGAGACUUGGAGGUGGACUGUCUGACAGAAGAGGAGGUGAACCCGCUGGAUGGCAGCAGCACCUCUGGGAGCUCCACAGCCACCAGCAACACCGAGGAGAACGACAUAGACGAGGAGACCAUGUCAGGGGAAAAUGAUGUCGAUUUCAUCGGGAACCUGGAGGCAGAAGAAGGAGAGCUUUCUGAUGACCUGGUUGGAGCUACAGGUGGGUUCUGCUCCAGCGUGCGCUCGUUACAUCGCGGCUCUGCUGCUGCUCGUAGUGCCAGCGGGAGUGGAGGCGCCGCGGCUCUAGGCGGCGCCGUCGGGCCGGGCGGCGCCAGCCUUCUGGAGCUCGACCCGGUCAUCCUGAUCCAGCUGCUGGACCUGAAGGAGCGCAGCAGCGUGGAGUCCCUGUGGGGCCUCCAGCCCCGGCCUCCAGUGUCUCUGCUGCACAGCCAAGCGCACGGCCACUCAAGAAAGGAACGGGAGCGGCGACCGCAGGCGGUCCGGCGGUCGGCUCCAGACUCGGGCGUCCUGAUCCGCCUCAAGGCUCAAAUGGCCGAGGUCCACAGCAAGAUGUCUGAUGUCAAGAGUCAAGUCAUGGAAGCUGGAGAGCCCAGACCCGGCCCAUCUGGAUCCUUCUGCGUGGAGGAGGUUUCAUCUCAUCACGGGAGCUCGGAGACGCCCGCUCGUCACAAAUCCAGUGAGCUGGACCUGGUGGGGAGAGCAUCUGCAGCUCGGUCCAGGCCCUGCAGACCCGCCAGGAAGUCUCUGUCUCCGGUCCUGGACAGCAGCUCUCUGGUUGUGAAAAGGAGAAGUCCAGAAGAGAUGGAGAAAGAUCUGAGAGGAGCAGACUUUGCAUCUGAGCUCAGCCUGCAUCCUAAAGAAGGAGCGCUGAAGUCCGACUCCACCCUCGUUCCUUUGGGCAGCUCUUCAGCAGAGCAAGCCUCCACCUCCAAGCAGCCAUACUCCAUGGAGCAGCAGCUGUUUGGGCCCUCGGGCGCCAGAGACGAGAUCUUUUCGUUGGGAGGAACGAGCUACAUGACCGGCAGCCAGCCCUGCAGCGGCAGGACUCUGGGGGUGGCUGUGUUGGACCGGGAGUCUGAGAGCUCAGGAAGCACUCAUCAGUCUUUGCUGGAGGGGAUUUCUGCUCAGCCACAGUCAAAUGAAGCUCCAGCAUCGUCUGCGCUGGUGGCAGCAACCAGCAGCGACAGUGACACUGAAGACGAGGCUCUGCAGAGCAACGAGUCCCGUUACGACAACCACACUCCUCCCUGCACAGGAGAGCAGCUUCUGUCUGACGACCUGGGUCUACCUGCUGACAGGUGACUCCCAGUGACCCUGUCAGACUGCUGCUUCACGCUCGAAGGACAAACAGCAACUUUAUAAGACCUGUAGAGUAGAAACUGCUUGUUAUGCAUGAAGUUCCAAUGAACCAGAAACACAGUUUGGUGUCCUGAAUAUUUUCAGAACCAGGCCAAGGCUUUAAAAACUGAGAGAUGAUGAUAAAGUUCAUCAAACGCAGUCAGAACACCCACUACUAGAGAGCAACGAUGAUAAAACUUUAUAUUUUAGUCUUCUACCACUUCCUGGGGUUUCCUGCUCGUCUCUGUAAACAUCCUUGGACGCCUUUCAUGAU